GGCUGAGGAAACGCAGGGACCCCCGGCCAACGCUGAUCUCGGGCGGCUCUGAGUGUCAAGGCUCUCCGCACUUCUCGGGCGACCCCCGCCACGGAAGAAAGACGCAGGCCUGGAUAGCCGCCUCACAGCGGCGGGGGCACCGCCACGGCCUGCAGGGCCUGCAGGGAGCGGACGCCCACGCCCCGCUCCGGGUGCGGGCCCAGGGCUUGCAGGCUACCAACUCCAGGGUGAUGCUGCUGUCAUUUGGGGACUACGCUUGGGAAGCACCGCCCCCCGCAGUAAAGGCCUUCCUCCGCGACCCCGCUUCGCCCCAGCAACGGGGGCUGGGACUCGGGAGGGAAAGCGGGACGGGGAAGCCGGACGGCGCCCCUCCUCCAGGGGCUUCCUUGCCGCUAGGGCGCCCGGCUCCGAGGCACUUCCGGGUCCCCUCUAGGCGCCGCGGAGGUCCGGCCGUCUCGGUGGUCGCGCGGGCCGGGGCGUGGCCCGGAGGAGGCGUGGCCGGAGGCGGGCCGAGGCGCCGCGAGCGCUCUUGUGCCGGACGUUGCGCGGCCGCGACGCCUGGUGCCAGCGAUGGGUGCGCGUCUCUCCCUGGCCGGAGCGGGCAGGCGUCGGGCCGCUUGCGCCGCAAGCGAGGCCCUGGCCUGAGUGCGGGAGCAGCGGCGUCUGGCGCUGCGCUUUCUCGGCGGCGCCCAGCGUCCGCCCUUGUGGCGGCGCACGGACGAGCUGAUGACGCUCGUCUAGAAUGGGAAGCUCACUGUCACGUGUCGGACGUGGUGGCGUCACGGCUUCCUGCCCUCGCAGGGAGCUCCACGGGCAGCGCUGAUCUGGAACAGCCGUCAUCACCAGGGCCGACUUUGUCUCCCGGGGCAUCUGGCGACGUCUGGGAAAGCGUUUGGAAUUGGCAGCUAGGCGGCCGUGUUGCGGCGGCCAUUCCGUGGUGCCCAGGACCGGACACGGACAUGGCAGACGCCCCGGCGGUGCCGACUGCGAGAAGGUGCCCAGAUGCGUGGACUCUGGGCAGGGCAGCCUCGUCUUCCAAGUUCACCAUGGCCUCAGCCUCGAGAGGUGUCACUUCUGGGAGCGGGGCCCGCCGCAGGGCGAGGGCCGCUAAGCUGCUGGAGGUGCUGAGCGCCCUGGAGGAGGAGGAGUCUGGCCCCGACAGGGAGGAGAUUUUCAUCGCCCCACCCGACAACGCCUCGGGGGACUUCACGGACGAGGACUCGGGGGACGAGGAUGGCCGGCCAGGGGCUCAGCUGCCGGGCAGCGUGCUGCACGCCUCUGUGGUGUCCGACCACUCUGGCAGCAGCGAGGAGGACGGAGCCCCAGAGCUGCAGCCGGCCGGCGAGAGGCAGAAGGCGGGGGCGGAGCCGCAGCGCGUGUGGACCAAGAGAGACAUCCGGCCGGACUUCGGCAGCUGGCCGGCCUCGGAUCCUCACAUGGAGGACCUCAAAAGCCAGGAGCUGAGUCCCGUGGGCCUCUUUGAGUUGUUCUUUGACGAAGGAACCAUUAACUUCAUUGUCGACGAAACCAAUCGUUACGCCUGGCAGAAGAACGUGAACCUGGGCGUCACCGCUCAGGAGCUGAAGUGUAUUUUGGGCAUCUUGAUUCUGAGCGGCUACGUCUCCUAUCCGAGGAGAAGGAUGUUUUGGGAAACCUCUCCCGACUCGCAUCACCAUCUCGUGGCUGAUGCCAUCAGGAGGGACAGGUUCGAGCUGGUUUUCUCCUACCUGCACUUUGCAGAUAACAGCGAGCUGGACGAGAGCGAUAGGUUUGCCAAGGUCAGGCCCCUCAUCGUCCGCAUGAACGGCAACUUCCAGAAGCACGCGCCCCUGGAGGAGUUCUACAGCUUCGGGGAGUCCAUGUGCGAGUACUUCGGGCACCGCGGGUCCAAGCGGCUGCGCUCCGGGAAGCCCGUGCGCCUCGGCUACAAGAUCUGGUGCGGCACGACCACGGGCUACCUGGUGUGGUUCGAGCCCUCGCAGGGCACGCUGUUCACAAAGCCGGGCAGGGGCCUGGACCUCGGCGGCAGCAUGGUCAUCAAGUUUGUGGACGCGCUGCAGGAGCGCGGCUUUCUGCCCUACCACAUAUUGUUUGACAAGGUCUUUACAAGUGUCAAACUGAUGUCCAUUUUGAGGAGAAAGGGAGUGAAAGCCACAGGAACCGUGCGUGAGUACAGGACUGAGCAGUGCCCCCUCAAAGACCCCAAGGAACUGAAGAAAAUGAAGCGGGGUUCAUUCGAUUACAAAGUCGACGAGAGCGAGGAGAUCAUCAUGUGCCGCUGGCACGACAGCCGCGUGGUCAACAUUUGCUCCAACGCCGUGGGCAUAGAGCCAGUGAGGCUGACCAGCCGGCACGCGGGGGCGGCCAAGACGCGGACGCAGGUGCACCAGCCGUCGCUGGUGAAGCUGUACCAGGAGAAGGUGGGAGGCGUCGGCCGGAUGGACCAGAACAUCGCCAAGUAUAAGGUGAAGAUCCGCGGCAUGAAGUGGUACUCAAGCUUCAUUGGCUACGUCAUCGAUGCCGCCCUCAACAACGCGUGGCAGCUGCACAGGAUCUGCUGCCAGGACGCCCAGGUGGACCUCCUGGCCUUCCGGAGAUACGUGGCCUGCGUGUACCUGGAGAGCAAUGCGGACACGUCCUCGCAGGGCAGGCGCAGCAGGCGGCUGGAGACGGAGAGCCGCUUCGAUAUGAUCGGGCACUGGAUCAUCCACCAGGACAAGAGGACCCGGUGCGCCCUCUGCCACUCCCAGACCAACACCCGCUGUGAGAAAUGCCAGAAGGGUGUCCAUGCCAAGUGCUUCCGGGAGUACCACAUUCGGUGACGCCUUGGCCUGCUUGUUGGACUUUGUGGUUGUGGCGAGAUACUUGCAGCAUUUCUGUGCACCACUUGCAGCACUUCUGACCCAGUUGUGUCGAGAAAAGACCCGAAUCCCGGCUGACUGGGUUUUGUAUUUCCUCCUGCCCUGUAAACAGUGCUGUGUUUUACUGUGUUCUAUCAUGAUGCAUGAUGUCAUUAAUAUUUACAUUAAUACUCUUAAGUGUUAGCAAAUCUGUGUUUUGUACUGUUAUUUAUUUAAACUUAUUCAAGUAAAAGUCUUGCUUUGGGAUGUAUUUGAGUUCCCAGUGAAGAUUAUCAAAGAAAAAUUUGCAUGAACAAUAAAAAUCUUUUACCAUUGUA
Molecule: messenger RNA, 3178 nt
Organism: Oryctolagus cuniculus (rabbit)
Lineage: Eukaryota; Metazoa; Chordata; Mammalia; Lagomorpha; Leporidae
Source: RefSeq, a predicted model, not a curated record